Limulus polyphemus (Atlantic horseshoe crab) is the source of this 1775-nucleotide messenger RNA. Its product is annotated as prohormone-4-like. The transcript is spliced from 4 exons. NCBI's taxonomy places the organism in Eukaryota, Metazoa, Arthropoda, Merostomata, Xiphosura, Limulidae. The record is from RefSeq and is a predicted model, not a curated record. Bases 191 to 808 code for a protein of 205 amino acids. Gene Ontology annotation, molecular function: protein binding.
AGUCCUCUGACACUAGCAUCCUGAAACAUCGGGUUUGGCACAACGCAGGCGCAGAACAGACUCAUUUUGGCGCUUUAGUCUGUUGCAGACUUGUCCAGCUAAGGCAAACGACAGACAAUUUUAAGAGAAACAGAAAGCAUUAGCGAGAAUCGACGGUUCCCAAGGCGUCACUACUCAACUGUUACUAGCCAUGAAGACACUACAGAAAACCAUUUAUACUAACGUAUUCAUAUUUGUUUUCAUCGGCAUCGCUCAAGGGGCUACUCUGAUUGACUUCGACAACGUCUUUCAUAGAAAUUUGGCCAAUGUUAAAAGACAAGGCGAUCACGAUCGUUGCCAUCCCACUCGUCCAUUCCGCUGUCCUGGAGAUGAAACGAUUUGUAUUUCUAUCCAGUAUCUGUGUGACGGAGCCCCAGACUGUCCAGAUGGCUAUGACGAAGAUCACCGCCUGUGUACUGCAGCAAAGCGACCUCCCGUGGAAGAAACUGCAAACUUUCUGCAAACUCUUCUGGCAAAUCACGGGCCAAAUUACCUCGAGAAAUUGUUUGGAGCCAAGGCACGAGACGCACUUGAACCACUUGGAGGGAUUCAGAAAGUUGCCAUUGCCCUGUCAGAAAGCGAGACCCUGGAAGACUUUGGAAAAGCCUUGCACCUGAUGAGGACGGACCUUGACCAUCUGAGGAAUGUCUUCAUGGCUGUUGAAACUGAUGACAUGGGCAUGCUCAAAUCCCUGGGCAUUCGCGACUCUGAGCUCGCUGACGUAAAGUUUUUUCUCGACAAGCUCGUCAGCACAGGUUUCAUGGAGUAACCAUUAGCUUUGCAUGCGCUUUCGUCAAAUUAUUGGUGUAACUUGUCCUCCUGCGCUGUCUGGUCAAUAAGUUUAAUACUCACAUACAUUUUGUAGCAUUAUUGUUCUAGGCACCUUGACAAUAUGUUAUAUUAGUGCAAUUUAGAACUCUUUUAUCAUACAUAAUUUUCUGGAUAUUUUAAAAUGUGUAUAUUUUUUGUAGUUGUACAGAAAUAUUUGCGCUAGAAAAUAUGCAGACAUAGAUGCACAUACACGUGUAUUUACAACUUUGUCAUUUACGUAGUCAGUUUUUAUUAUUUAAUUUUGAGAAAUAAAUAUUUUUACGCUUUGAGAAAAUUCAAACAAAAACUACUCUGAAUAAAUUUUUGUGCGUAUAUUUACGAAAUUAAUUACAUAUUUUCGCAAAACGAAGAAAUGAGAAAAAUUCAGACUUUUCCCUUCUCAAAUCUUUACAAAGUUUUCGAAGUAAAAGAAGAAUCUUUAAAUGACACACUUAGAUCUGAGCUAAAACAAACAUAAUGCACGAAGCAGAUUUCCUACACUCGACCUAAUUCCUAGAAUUUCUAUUUGUUCUUCUAUAUUUCAAAUGUCUAGUAAUCACUUAAACGUUUACAAAUAACCACAUCAACAGGAAGUAGUGCAUAAUUUAUAGCCUAAACAACGAUAUUGUAGACACGGCACAACGCAGGAGGACAACAUUAUUGUGUUUAUUAAUAAUUACACAUAACUGUUUAAUUAAUAAGUGAUAUUAUUAUGGAAGAUCAAACACCCGCUUUAAGCAUUAAAAAUAAAGAUACCAGCUAAAGGGUUUAGUUUGAUCAUAGUGCAACUGCACAUAUUUUCCUUAACAUUUAGUAUUUUAUGUAGUUUUUGGGCAGCUGAACGUUUGUGCGUUCUCUUUUGGCUGAUGUAAGUUUUGGUAAUGUGCAUGUGCAUUACUUGACUCCGAAUUAAAUUUUAAAACCAG